AUGUCACAAUCAAGUUAUUACGAUGUUGUCAUUAUUGGAGCUGGUUGCGUUGGUGCUUGUUGUGCUAUGGAAUUGUCUAAAUACAAGAGUCUUAAGAUUGCCUUGUUAGAAAAGGCUAGAGAUGUUUCUAAUGGAGCUACUUCUGCUAACUCUGGUAUUGUUCAUUGUGGUAUUGACACUACAUUAGAAACUUUGAAAGGAAGACUUGUAGUAAGAGGAAACACUCUUAUCCAUGAACUCCAACCAAAACUUAACUUUGGUCUUACUACUUGUGGGGAGUUGAUGGUUGCUAAAACUGAUGAAGAAAUACCUAAUUUAAAUAAAUACAUGGAAAUUGCUAAAACUAAAAACGUUCCAGUUGAAUUAUGGGAUUAUGAAAGAAUUCAUAAAGAAGAACCAAAUUUGAAUAAAGAUCACUUUUUGUUUUCAUUAAAUGCAAAUGGAAGAGUAGUUACUCCGAUCCGUUUUCUUCCUAAGAAAAAUCAAUAUGAUUGUGCUGUUACUAUUUUUGCAGAAGUUAAUAAAAAAGAAAAGAAAAAUGAUACUAGACUUUAUCAAAUUGGAAGUUUUGAACUUGGAAGAGGGUCAAUGGGUAUUCGUGCUAUUGGAGAAAAGAAGAGUGACUGUUGUCACCUUUCUCAAAGUUAUGAAGGAAUUCAAAAUCUAACCUUAACAGGAACUAAUCACCCUACAGAAUUUACAACAAGAAGAGUUAUUGUCGUUCAAAUGGAAUAA
Messenger RNA from Entamoeba dispar SAW760, 735 nucleotides. Its product is annotated as glycerol-3-phosphate dehydrogenase, putative. Lineage: Eukaryota; Evosea; Mastigamoebida; Endamoebidae. The transcript has 2 exons. The coding region runs from base 1 to 735 and encodes 244 amino acids. The record is from RefSeq and is a predicted model, not a curated record. Gene Ontology annotation, molecular function: oxidoreductase activity.